This is a messenger RNA of Blastocystis hominis, 879 nucleotides long. RefSeq lists its product as hypothetical. Gene Ontology annotation, cellular component: phosphatidylinositol 3-kinase complex, class III, type II; membrane; phosphatidylinositol 3-kinase complex, class III, type I. The record is from RefSeq and is a predicted model, not a curated record. Lineage: Eukaryota; Bigyra; Opalinata; Blastocystidae. The transcript has 4 exons. Bases 1 to 879 code for a protein of 292 amino acids. Gene Ontology annotation, biological process: endocytosis; autophagosome assembly; phosphatidylinositol-mediated signaling. Gene Ontology annotation, molecular function: 1-phosphatidylinositol-3-kinase activity.
AUGCUCACCUUGCAGAAACACCAUUGUCGCGAUUGCCGGUAUCCGGUGUGCGGCAAAUGUUCGGAGCUUCGGAACAACGAGCGCCACUGCAAGAGCCAAGACAACUGCGAUAAGCGCACGCACCUCACGCUGCAGGUGAUGGUGAAGAACGGCGACGACGUGCGUCAGGACCAAAUGGUGAUGCAGAUGAUCCGCCUGAUGAACAAACUGCUCAACAACAUGAACCUCGAUCUCUGUCUGUCUCCGUACGCGGUGCUAGCGAUCAGCUCGUCGCAGGGAAUGCUGGAGAUGGUGCAGAACAGCAAGGCGCUGUCGGGAGUCAAGUCGAUUCGCGCGUUUUUGAAGGAAUGCGCGCCAACCUCGAACAAAGAAGAGAUCAACCCGCAAGUUAUGGACACGUACAUUCGAAGCUGCGCUGGCUAUGCGGUGAUCACGUAUCUUCUUGGCAUCGGCGAUCGUCACUUGGACAACAUUAUGAUCGAUGACAAAGGACACUUCUUCCAUAUCGAUUUUGGGUAUAUUUUCGGCCAAGAUCCGAAGGUGAAGGAGGCGAGUAUUCGCAUCACGAACGAUAUGAUCGAUGGAAUGGGCGGAAAGAACAGCAAAAACUAUCAGUUGUUCUUGGGAUACGCGUUCCAGGCCUAUCAUAUCUUGCGACAGAACGCGUUGUUACUGAUUACGCUGCUUCGGUUGAUGCUGGAUGCAAAUAUUAAGGACUGCAAGCCGGAGUUCCUGGAUCGGAUGAUCGCUCGGUUUAAUCUUUCGAUGACGGAUGAGGAGGCGGAGAGUGAUUUCAAGAGAGUUCUGGAAGGCUGUAUUGGUGAUAUUUUUGUCGGAAUGUUAGAAAUUGCUCAUAAUAUUGCCACUGCUAUGAGAUAA